Messenger RNA from Eufriesea mexicana, 2890 nucleotides. RefSeq names its product protocadherin Fat 4-like Cad96Ca (gene Cad96Cb). Lineage: Eukaryota; Metazoa; Arthropoda; Insecta; Hymenoptera; Apidae. Bases 259 to 2757 code for a protein of 832 amino acids. Gene Ontology annotation, molecular function: calcium ion binding. The record is from RefSeq and is a predicted model, not a curated record. Gene Ontology annotation, cellular component: plasma membrane. Gene Ontology annotation, biological process: homophilic cell-cell adhesion. The transcript has 18 exons.
ACAGUUGUCAAAUUCAAAGUAACAAUACAAAUGUGUAAACGACAAGUAACGUCGUGGUCGUAAGUAACCACCCACGCUGCUAGCAUAAAUCACUCUUAAUGACUGUAAGUGGUUUUGCGUGGCUAUGCGACAAAUUACUUGCUAUGUGUCUAUAUCGCAAUACCAAGAUUUACUCGAACAGAAAAUUUUGAACAUAGUAAUCGAUCUAAAGAUGCAUCGGCCAUCGCCUGGACCGGUGAAGGAUGUCCUUGGAUCGCCAUGAGACUUAGCAUUCUAAAGAUCCUGCCUGUUCUCUGUUGCACGCUGCAUUUACACGCCGGACAAUUGAUCCGUGACGCAAGAUGUUUCCUGGAGAACGGUGCCACUGCUGCCCACCUCUUCGUCAGCGAAGAUUUACCAGUCGGUGACACCGUCGGGGUGCUUGGGGUGCUGGGUGAUCCUGGACCUCAGGGUGACAUCGAACUCAGACUUCAGGAACACGAUAGCCCCGUAACCUUCUCAGCGUACUCGAAGAAUCUAACUCUUAUUAGACCACUAGAUAAAGAAGGUGUUGACGGACCUGCCAGCGUUUAUGUGAACGUAAUUUGCGAGCGGAAACAUACCUUAGAUCCUGGCUUCGUGAUACCAGUCAAUAUUCGCGUGACUGAUGCCAAUGAUAAUGCACCUCAAUUUGUAAAUGCGCCUUACGUUCUGAAUAUCUCCGAGGUGACGGUAGUUGGCACAAGGGUACUACAAGGGGUAAGAGCUGUGGAUGCCGACCAACCGGGACCAUUUUCUACUGUGCAAUAUGCUGUUUUACCUGGACCACAUUCGGACUACUUUGUAUUCGUGAAUGCAUUAGAAGGUACCCUGGUUCUAAGGAAACCACUAGAUUACGAAACUCUUGCCAAUUUUUCUGUCGACAUCCGCGCACAAGAUCAAGGUAACCCGCCCAAGUUAUCAACUACGACUCUCUAUGUUAAUGUUAUCGACGCGGAUGAUCAAAAUCCUGCCUUCCAAAGUGACCAAUAUAAAAUACUCAUUCCUCGAAAUAUUAAAACGAGAAGGAUAUUGAAAGUAGAUCCUGCACCGAUAAAGGCGGUAGAUCAAGAUGUAGGUAUUAAUGCUCCAGUUAAGUAUACAAUUCAAGGCGGAAUCCUUCCAUUUCUCACUCUGAAUCUAGAAACAGCUGAAGUCGCUAUAACGCGACCACUGUAUGAACAUGAACUCUUGUCUCCAGCAACAAUUGUCGUCAAAGCCACGCAAAUAGACAAUCCAGAUAAAUAUGCUCUUUCUACUAUAGUUGUUUCUCGGGAAAGUGACUGGAAUGUAGAACCUACGGCUGGUGGAAGAUUGCCAAUAAAAUUCAUACGAAGGGAUCACCAGACUAGCAUUCCAGAAAAUACUCCUCCCGGCAGUGUUCUAUUAACGACAGGCGUAAAUAAAGCAGAUUCGAAUUUAAGGUUCUGGCUCGUAGGAGCAAUAGAAGACCUGGAAAGGUUCUCCAUUACCAAUUCCGGUGAAUUAAUUUUAAAAGGUACUCUGGAUUAUGAAAGGAGGGUCCAACAUAGUUUUUUGGUUCGCGUUACCGAUGGUCAUCAUAAUGAUACUUCUCGCGUGAAUGUUUCCGUUGAAGAUGUAAACGAAUGGGAACCCCGAUUUCGUCAUCCCAGGUAUGAAUUUCACGCUGCAACCUUAAGAGAAGGAUCUAUUGUCGGAAAGUUGGAAGCUGCUGAUGGGGACAGAGAUGAUAAAGUUAGCCUGUCUCUCAGAGGUCCGGAUGCAAGAUCCUUCGAGAUACAUGACAAUGGAGAAUUAAUUCUCAGAUCAGCAGCAACCAUUAAUGGUUCCUUGGCUAGGUUAGUGGCUGUAGCUUCCGAUUCUGGUCGUCCUCCCAGGUCCAGUAUGAUCCCAGUGAUCGUGCACAUACCAAAUAGUGGUUCCUUACCAAUCGCUGCAAGGGCUGCACCUGCCUGGUUAGGUAGCAGUGUUCUUCUGGUUGCUGUUUUCGGCGCUGUUUUAGGUCUCCUUGGAGUUAUAAUACUUGUUUUAAUUUUGUACAUAUAUAAGAAUAAAAGACCAAAGACCAGUGGCUCGGUGAGUUCGGUAGGUACUGGUUAUCGAGAAAAAUCGCCAGUUCCCUCUGCUCUAAGCCCAACUCCUCAAGUACUCGGGGCAAAUAUGCUUCAGGAUGCAUUAGAAGUACCCCGAAGAAGAAACCGAACCGAUGGUGCGCACGGUAUCGUUGAAAAUGACGAAGAGACCGAAGUUGGAGAUGAACUGGGCGAAAACGAUCGUGUUGAGCAAGAAAUUGUUGAUGACAGCAACCAUAGUGAAUCUCAAGAAAUUAGAAAUGACAGCAAUGACAUCGAAAAUCCUGUUUUUGGAGCGGGGAACUACAAUGCCACUAUUAAAAGCAUAACAUCGGCUAGGCAAGUGCCCCUUUAUGCAAGACAUAAAAUAGCUCCAGCUGUAAAUCCUCCAGGUUUGUCAGCAACGUCCAACAUUCCCAACAUCGGCGGUCUAGUUCAAAAUAUGAACGACUUAAGUGCAAAAACUAACAUAAACGCUGGUUCUUGCGAAUCUUCCAAUUAUUCUGGAGAUAUUCCGGAUUCUUUGGUACCUGCAUGGCCCGCUUGCACUGUUUCACAAAGGGUUAAAAAAUUAUCUUGGGACGACGACGAUAGGACAGUGGAUAGUGUGGAAGUGACAGCAGAAACAAUGUCCAGGAACAGCCAGGUCGGCAACGAACGACUUAAUCUUACCGUAUACUUUUAAUUACCCGAAAAAUGGAAGACUGAGACACAAAAUGGUUCCAAUUACUCCAGUGUCUAUCGAUAGAAAAAUUACCGAUAGACUAAACUAAAAAAAUAAUUCCUUUAUAAAUAAGUACUGUUAAAAUAUGCUACAC